AUGAUUGCACCAGGUGUAGGAUAUUUUUUUUUUAGAACUCCUGAACACCCAGCAUUAAUACUUAUAUCAUGUAUAAAAACUCAUUAUAAAAAAGAAUAUUACAUUUUAAUAUUAAAAAUUUAA
Molecule: messenger RNA, 123 nt
Organism: Dictyostelium discoideum AX4
Lineage: Eukaryota; Evosea; Eumycetozoa; Dictyosteliales; Dictyosteliaceae
Exons: 2
Coding region: 1-123 (40 amino acids)
Source: RefSeq, a predicted model, not a curated record